AUGACGGUCACUUACACGGCCAGAGUUGCAAACGCUCGCUUCUGCGGCUUCUCCAAGCUGCUCCUUGCCUGGAGGGGAAGUAUUUACAAAGUUCUGUACAAGGAGUUUGUGGCGUUCUUUGCCAUGUACGCUGCCAUCAGCAUCACAUACAGAUUUUUCCUUUAUGACGAACAGAAGAGAUAUUUUGAAAAGCUCGCCAUUUACUGUAACCAUUACGCCAGUCUCAUCCCCAUGUCUUUUGUGUUAGGGUUCUAUGUGACUCUGGUGGUGAAUCGCUGGUGGAGUCAGUACACCUGCAUCCCGCUCCCUGACCAGCUCAUGUGCAUUCUCUCCGGUGGCCUGCAAGGCGGCGAUGAACGCGGCCGUUUGCUUAGAAGGACAUUGAUGCGUUAUGCGAGUCUGUCCGCACUCCUCAUCCUGCGCUCCGUCAGUACCGCCGUCUUCAAACGCUUUCCCACCGUGGACCAUGUGGUGGAGGCAGGAUUCAUGACAAGAGAGGAGAGGAAGAAAUUUGAAAGUCUCCAGUCCCCCUAUAACAAAUACUGGAUCCCCUGUGUUUGGUUUACUAACCUGGUCGCUGUGGCUCGCUGUGAGGGGCGGAUCAAAGACGACAACACUCUGAAACUUCUACUGGAGGAGCUGAACGUGUUCCGGGGGAAGUGUAGCAUGCUGUUUCACUACGAUAUGAUCAGUGUUCCUCUGGUCUACACACAAGUUGUGACUUUGGCGGUGUACACUUUCUUUCUAGUUUGUUUAAUCGGUCGUCAGUUUUUGGACCCGGCUCAAGGCUAUCCCGGCCACGACCUCGACCUCUACGUGCCCAUCUUCACCCUGCUGCAGUUUUUUUUCUAUGCUGGGUGGCUCAAGGUGGCGGAACAGCUUAUAAAUCCCUUUGGUGAAGAUGACGAUGACUUUGAGACCAACUGGCUCAUAGACAGGAAUUUUCAGGUCUCCAUGAUGGCGGUGGAUGAGAUGUACAGUGACCUGCCGCUGAUGCAAAGGGACAGAUACUGGAACGACUCAAACCCCCGGCCGCCGUACACCGCUGCCACAGUCUUUGUUCUGAGAAAACCUUCUUUCCAAGGCUCCACCUUUGACAUGGCGCUGCCUAAAGAGGAGAUGCACUUCCAGCCUUUGGAGAACAUUGCUGAAAAUACAGAGGAGUCGAGCAGUCGUCAGUCAAACAUGGCUCUGUUGAACCGCCUGCUGAACGUGGCGCCCAGCUCCAGCGGGCUGAUGGGAGGAGCACUGCGCCGCACCUCAGCCCAGCUCCAGAGACUACGGCAGUAUCCCAGUGUGGACCCCAGCAUCAGCGACGACGACGAGGCCUUCACUAGGAGCGUUGGGGAACCUCUUCUCGACAUGCAGUUUGGAGAGGAAACCCAGGAGCUGAGGAUCGAGGAGGAUGGAGAUUCACUCAAACAGGCCCCAUCUAUGAGGUCCCUGCUGCUUCCACCUCAGCCCCAAAGCACCAGAGCGGUCUCUGCCAUCUCCCCACGGUCCUGUGCCCUGCUCCAGCCCAUAGACCCCGCCCACCUGGACCACAGCAGCUCUCAGCCAGUCAUCAACCUGAACCCCUCCACCCUCAGUGCCAUCAGCCCUCCCUCGGGAGCAAACGGGACGUCCUGCUCCCAGCCCCAGAGAGCGCGCAGUGUGAGUACGGGAUUAGAAACGGCCGCACCACAACAUCAUGAGGACUUUACUCAAAACUAG
Messenger RNA from Knipowitschia caucasica, 1713 nucleotides. The record is from the annotation of a GenBank genome assembly. NCBI's taxonomy places the organism in Eukaryota, Metazoa, Chordata, Actinopteri, Gobiiformes, Gobiidae.